AUGACUUGGGAGACUAUCGCUGCUCAGAAACGUCAGGCCCUUAGGGCCUCGAUUCCCGAGGAAUGGGUGAUUCCUUUAGACAUUCUUCCUCCUGAUACCCAGCUGGACGUGACAAAUUUUCUCAAACAAUCUGGCUGGUUUAACAAGCGAGAACUGGAGAUUACAUCGACACCCGCACCCCAACUUCUUGUCAAUAUAGCCACUGGCUCGUGGACGUCGGAGGAGGUUACCCGCGCAUUCUGCAAAGCUGCUGCGGCUGCUCAUCAAUUGACCAACUGCUUGUCAGAGAUCCUAUUCGACAAAGCCAUCGCUCGCGCGCGCGAAUUGGACGAGUAUCACAGAACAACCGGCAGAACCAAAGGCCCUUUCCACGGCCUCCCAAUCUCAAUCAAGGACAACUUCAAUAUCAUCGGUCAUGAUUCUACCGUGGGCUUCACAUCACUGGUCAAUGACCCGGCUACCUACAACAGUACCCUAAUCGACUUGCUUCUCGAUGCUGGAGCCGUGCUCUACGUGAAGACCAAUGUGCCCACUGCUAUGAUGAUCGCCGAGUCUGUCAAUAAUGUGUUCGGACGCACCGUCAACCCGCGCAACCGUAAUCUAACGUCCGGUGGCUCUUCUGGUGGUGAAUCCGCUUUGAUCGCCUUCGGAGCGAGCCGAUUGGGAGUGGGAACUGAUAUCGGUGGUUCAUUGCGUAUCCCUGCCGCAUGCACAGGCAUAUUCACAAUUCGACCCUCCGCAGGGCGAUUCCCCAAUUUCCAAACCCGCUCUGGUCUCGCGGGCCAGGAGGCUGUAAACAGUGUCAACGGACCCAUGGCCUCCACUUUAUCCGAAAUCAUUCUCUGGGCCAAAACGGUCGUUGACCAGCAGCCCUGGAUUCGGGACCCGAAGUGCCUUCCCAUCCCCUGGAGGACUGUGACUCCCAAGCGUACUCUCAAGAUCGCCGUUCUCUGGAAUGACGGUAUAGUCACUCCCACACCACCGGUUGCCCGUGCCCUGAAGGAAACGGUUGCCAAAUUGCAGCAGGCCGGCCAUGGGAUAGUCGAUUGGAAACCAACAGGGCACGAUAAGCUGCUAUCCAUCCUGGGCCGUAUGUUCGUUGCAGAUGGCGGAAAGUCUGUUGCCAAUCUCCUAGAGCCAACGGGGGAACCUUUCCGUCCAGAGAUGAAGGCCUACGCUGAGGCGUCGGAGUUGGGUGUUCACGCUAUGUGGCAGUUGCAGCUAGAACGGAAUGGAGUGUGCAAGUCAUACCUUGACCAGUGGAAUGAAAGUGGAAUCGAUGCUAUACUUUGCCCUACCACGCCUUAUAGUGGUGUUGAGAAUGGUAAAUUCGGCUAUGUUGGAUAUACAGGCGUAUUCAAUGUUCUGGAUUACCCUGCGGUCUCCUUCCCUUGCGGUGUCUAUGCUGACAAGGUCAUUGACGGGGCCUACGCUGACGAUGAGGCAUUGAGUGCAGUUGAUGCACAGAUACGGAAUGAUUAUAAUGCGGACAACAUCCAUGGAAUGCCAGUCAGUCUCCAACUAGUUGGACGACGACUGGAGGAGGAGAGCGCUUUGACGAUGGCUGAAGUGGUUCUGCAAACACUAGGAUGAGUACACAGGCUCUAGCAUGACGCAAAGAAGAAUUGAAGAUAGAUAGAGAUAACAAGCAUAC
Molecule: messenger RNA, 1654 nt
Organism: Penicillium subrubescens
Lineage: Eukaryota; Fungi; Ascomycota; Eurotiomycetes; Eurotiales; Aspergillaceae
Exons: 5
Coding region: 1-1593 (530 amino acids)
Source: RefSeq, a predicted model, not a curated record